This is a messenger RNA of Hydractinia symbiolongicarpus, 1100 nucleotides long. RefSeq names its product ras-related protein Rab6-like. The record is from RefSeq and is a predicted model, not a curated record. The transcript has 7 exons. The coding region runs from base 201 to 812 and encodes 203 amino acids. Gene Ontology annotation, molecular function: GTPase activity; GTP binding. NCBI's taxonomy places the organism in Eukaryota, Metazoa, Cnidaria, Hydrozoa, Anthoathecata, Hydractiniidae.
UUUUGUUCAACAAAAGUAAUCUUACCUCGAUUGUUGAAUACACAUUACUAGAAAGAAAGAAUAUUACAAAUCUUGUAGUCAAGUAAUUAGAGAAAACAGCAGCAGUUAGCAGUUAGCAAGAAUUGCUGUGGACGUAGGAAAUAUAAAUGCUAAUGCUGACAAAAAAAGAUGAAUGACACGUAGUGAAGAAGAAAAAAAAUAUGAACAAUAAAGUUUUAUUUCCAAAGAAAUAUAAACUUGUUUCAUUAGGGGAACAGAGCGUUGGUAAAACAUCACUAAUCACUCGAUUUAUGUACGAUAACUUCGACAACACCUAUCAGGCUACCAUUGGUAUUGAUUUUCUGGUCAAAACAAUUUCAUUAAGAGGUCGUUCAGUUCGGCUGCAACUGUGGGACACAGCUGGCCAAGAAAGGUUUAGAAGCUUAAUCCCGUGUUAUAUCCGAGAAUCUGAAAUUGCUUUAGUGGUUUAUGACGUAACAAGUGCGGAGUCAUUUGAGCAAACAUCAAAAUGGAUAACCGAUGUGAAAGCAGAACGUGGAGAAGAAGUUCUAAUUAUGUUGGUUGGAAAUAAAACUGACCUGGAAGAAAAAAGGCAAGUAUCAACGAAAGCUGGCGAAGACAAAUCAAAAGAACUAAACCUUCUUUUCAUGGAAACGAGCGCUAAAAGCGGUCACAAUGUCAAAGAGCUGUUCCUGAAAGUUGCUUCUGAACUUCCUGAUAACAACAACGAGCCGGAAGGAAAAGUAGAAAACAUUCGUUUGUUGUCAGCAAAAGAAGCAAAUCCGGAAGAAGAAAACCAAUGCGCGUGUUGAAACCGUGAAUGUUUAAAGGAGAAAAAAGAAAACAAAAAAGGCGGAGGAAGUUUUAAGAGAUCAUUCCAGUCUGAAGGAGAUUUCCAAUUUCCAUGAUGCUACCCGAAAACCUCUAUUUCUAAGUUGACCGCGCACACAAAAGAUGAGAAAGGCUAAUAAACAAAUACAGUAAAUGUAGUUUGUUGUUGAAAUAUUGUGAGAUUUAAUAAACAAAAUUGUGUGUCUAUAUUUGUAUUGUCAUUGCUGACACAUUGUCUUUAAAUAAAUGUUGCAAGUAACAUAGUACAA